AUUCAUUUUUGCGCAAACGCCUCACGGUCCCACCGAAAAAGAAAUCAACAAAAAUUUCGCAGAUAUUUGUUUGGAAGGAAGGACCGGCACUAUGGGCGAUGUCGACAAGUGGAUUGAGACGGUGAAGGAGUGCAAGUACCUGCCAGAGAACCAGUUGAAGAAUCUGUGUGAGAUGGUGUGCGAUAUACUAGUGGAAGAGUCAAACAUCCAGCCCGUCAGCACGCCGGUCACUGUCUGCGGCGAUAUUCAUGGCCAAUUCUACGAUCUGGAGCAGCUGUUCCGGACAGGCGGCCAGGUGCCGGACACCAACUACAUUUUUAUGGGCGACUUUGUCGAUCGUGGCUACUACUCGCUGGAAACGUUCACCCGCUUGCUGACCCUCAAGGCGCGCUAUCCCAACCGGAUAACCCUGUUGCGCGGAAACCACGAGACGCGACAGAUCACCAAGGUCUAUGGCUUCUUCGACGAAUGCUUCACCAAGUACGGAAAUGCAAAUGGCUGGAAGUAUUGCUGCAAGGUCUUUGAUCUGCUCACCAUCGCUGCCAUCAUUGAUGAGGAGGCUCUGUGCGUGCACGGCGGCCUGAGUCCAGAGAUCAUCACUUUGGACCAAAUUCGGACAAUCGAACGAAAUGGCGAGAUACCCUACAAGGGCGCGUUCUGCGAUCUGGUUUGGUCCGAUCCCGAGGAUAUGGAGUACUGGGGACAGAGUCCACGCGGCGCUGGGUGGCUGUUCGGUCACAAAGUCACCAAGGACUUUAUGGCGAUCAAUAAUCUGAACCUUAUCUGCCGUGCCCAUCAACUGGUCAACGAGGGCAUCAAGUACAUGUUUGAGGGCAAGCUGGUGACAGUGUGGUCGGCACCCAACUAUUGCUAUCGUUGUGGAAAUGUAGCGGCAAUCCUUAGCUUCGAUACGGCGCAGCAAAGACAGACGAAGACCUUUGUGGCGGUGCCGGAUGCGGAACGGGUUAUACCCAAGCAGAACACGACGCCGUACUUCCUGUGAAUCGACCAAUUGUGUUCCUUAAAACUGAUCCGGCCAGUCAACAAGAGGAGAUUAUAUGUAUAUGUACGCUUUUUGGACGCAGCGCGGAGAGCAGCCUUUGAACCUGAGUCUACUUUUACCGCCUUUAUUGCCUUUAACGAAACUCGAAAACGAACACAAAAACACUCAAAUGUAUCAUAUCUAUUUAAUAAUAUUAAAAUUGUAUC
Messenger RNA from Drosophila serrata, 1209 nucleotides. Its product is annotated as serine/threonine-protein phosphatase 6 catalytic subunit pseudogene. Lineage: Eukaryota; Metazoa; Arthropoda; Insecta; Diptera; Drosophilidae. The record is from RefSeq and is a predicted model, not a curated record.